AUUCCUGGCCAGGAAAACAUCGAGUUUAGCGAGGUUGUCACCAUCGAUCGCGUCGUGAAGAAUGCUUUAGUGCUCCCUACCAAAACAAGACCGAAGAAGAUUGCCUUUAUUGGUAGUGAAGGAAAAGAACACAUGUUCCUAUUCAAAGGACAGGAGGAUCUCCAUCUCGAUGAACGCAUAAUGCAGUUGCUCCAUAUUUGCAAUCUUAUGCUCUCCGAUAGUGCGUCCAACAGAAGUUGGCCGCCAUAUACUGCUCGCCAUUAUGCGGUUACACCUUUGGGAACUCGAUCAGGAUUGAUUCAAUGGGUUGGUGGUGCAACCCCUAUGUUCCACAUCUAUAGGAAGUGGCAGUUGAGACAAGCACAAAUCAAACACUCAUUAGAACGCAAGAGUGGUGUACCUGCUACCACCGCCGCUUUAGACAUAGACAGACCAACUGAUCUUUUCCAAAAAAAGAUGCGAGGUGUCUUCACAGAGCAUGUUGGUUAUUUCUAUCAUAUGCUUGUAUGA
Messenger RNA from Strongylus vulgaris, 510 nucleotides. The record is from the annotation of a GenBank genome assembly. Lineage: Eukaryota; Metazoa; Nematoda; Chromadorea; Rhabditida; Strongylidae.